AAGGAUUCUCCUCUCUAGUGCUGCAUGACAUUCAGAAAUUCACUAGAAAUUUUCUUUCUUUUGGAUUUUGCUUUCGCCUUUGACUGGUUCUGCUCAAGCUGUGAUUCUAUCCAAAAUGGCCUACAAAAUGUACCGUGGUACCACCCUGGGUGAGACUCUGCAGGAGACCCUGGACUAUCUCAUCCAGUUUGGAGACUUGAACCCAAACCUGGCCGAGGAUGUACUGGAUCAGUUCGAUCGCAGCGUUAACCGGCUCCUGCGCCACAACGACAAGCCCCAGCUGACCUUCAAGGGCGACAAGUUAGAUGUCUACAGAUUCUGCGACAAGGUCUGGAUCCUAAUACUCAAGGAUGUUGUCUUCUACGAGCGAGAUGGACGUGAGAAACAUGAGAUUUUGCACGUGGGAAAAAUGAAGAUUGUGGCCUGCGAGACCAGAAUUGGGAUGUGAAAACAAACAAGGCCCUAGACUUUUGUUAAAUAACUUUUAUUAAACAACAAAGCCUUUAAAAAGACUUGCAUAAUUAUUAAAAUACUAAAUUAGGAAGAA
Molecule: messenger RNA, 547 nt
Organism: Drosophila kikkawai
Lineage: Eukaryota; Metazoa; Arthropoda; Insecta; Diptera; Drosophilidae
Product: transcription initiation factor IIA subunit 2-like
Biological process (GO): transcription initiation at RNA polymerase II promoter; RNA polymerase II preinitiation complex assembly
Cellular component (GO): transcription factor TFIIA complex
Molecular function (GO): TBP-class protein binding; RNA polymerase II general transcription initiation factor activity
Source: RefSeq, a predicted model, not a curated record